Molecule: messenger RNA, 4209 nt
Organism: Oncorhynchus tshawytscha (Chinook salmon)
Lineage: Eukaryota; Metazoa; Chordata; Actinopteri; Salmoniformes; Salmonidae
Gene: ism1
Product: isthmin 1
Exons: 6
Coding region: 1138-2577 (479 amino acids)
Biological process (GO): negative regulation of angiogenesis
Source: RefSeq, a predicted model, not a curated record
ACUUUCGCCUACAGGAGAGGGCUGCGAGAGAAAAACAGCGUGUAUACAGUGUGGACAGGCUCUCGUUUGGUUUACACUUUUUGGACACGGUGAGAGCUGAGGGACGCACUUGACGCUUGGAUCGGAAGGCUACUGGUUUUACACUGCGGAGAAUAGCCAGCAGCAUGUCUGGAUUCGCGACUGGAUGGAUAACGGUUGUGCUUGAAAGGGAGAACUCCUCAAACUAGUUGUUUUUUCUUCUUCCGGGAGAUCCACUUUUUGGGUGGUGUGAUGGUGUGCCAAAGGUGUACCACACCAACGCGUUAACCUCCAUCUGCGAAUUCAAUAUGACGCUUUUGGAUAGAUGAUAGCCCAGAUAAUGGGCGGGAGGGAGAAUGUGUCCAAAAUAUCAAAACCAAGGAGUCCUGCGUACCACAGAUGAGAGUGAAGAGAGCAAGACGGUUUGAUUGUAUGUAAGGCGAGGAAAAGGUUUAAUUCUGGUAAAAAAAAGGUGGAGAACGUGGCGCCGGAAACACCGGGCUGGAAGUGGGCUGCAACUCUCUUGAUAGAAGACUCUACCUGGAGUGCAACACGCGAUAAGACUACAUGUUGUUGUUUUUUACAUAGUAUACACGUUGGGCGCAACAAACAAACUAAUAAUUCCGUAGUUAUUUCAUUACUUUACCCAUGGGCAGUUUUACACAGUCGCCCUGACAGCCUUUUGGAGAAAUAACUUUGGAGAUCCACUCCGACAUAGAAGAAGCAUAUCAUCCACGGGGAUACCAAAGGAAACCUGAACCUCGCUGUAUGGACCUUUUUAACUUUGAUCGUUUUUACACAUUGAAUCUGAACCCACUUUUUGUUCCACUUGAAGACCGCUCUCCACCGACGCUGAUCUGAUGUUAAUGAACAUGAACAUAACCACGUGGUCCCAAACUUGACAUUUUGACCGAUUUGUUUUUCUUGAUUCCUCUAUUCUCCUUUCCCCCCCACCCCUUUCCCCUUAAAAUUGUAAUUCUGAAUCCAGAAGUGGCUCCGAAGUGGUGUUGCGGCUCCUCGCCCGCAGCGGAUCCGGAGCUGGGAGUGUCUGCAGCGGGAGGAGCUGGCGGAGGACCCCCUGCAUCACCGCAGGGACCAAAGACCGGUCAGGUGAAAAGGAUGGUUCGAUUGGCGGCAGAACUCUUGUUGCUUUUAGGACUUCUACUUCUUACCUUACAUAUCACCGUGUUACGGAGCAGCCCGUUGCACCAAGGGAAUUUUACUUUGAGGCAGGAUCAGCAGGAUACGUUGCGCGCAGAGAAUAAUGUCAGAGAAGAGAGCAGUUCAUCAGCCCACCAGGGCCCAGGGGAGCGGAGAGGACCAGAGCACCGGUCAGCCCAGAGGCCUGCUGCCCUCCCUUGGGCCCAGAGUCAGGCUACCGGAGGCAGCCUGCAGAAAAACGGGCCGGGGGCCUUCCUCCUGGACCUCAGCAACUUCCCUGACCUCUCCAAGGCUGAUAUAAACAGACAGAACCCCAACAUACAGGUGACCAUAGAGGUGGUGGAUGGUCUAGAGGCAGCAGAGCCUGAGAAAGGCCUGAAGAAAGAGAACAAACCAGGAUGGGCUGCUCCCAACUGGAGAAACUGGUGGAAAACCUCCUCCACCUCCUCCUCGGUCUCGACCCCCCGCAGGCCCGAGGAGCAGGCGCCCUACAGGGGAGAAGGAGAAGGACGAGGGGGAGGUAUAGGUAUAGGAGGAGUUGGUAACACAGAGGAUAGUAACUUCCUAAAGCCACUUGGGGACUGGGAGAGGAGAGGAGGCACAGGAGGAGGAGGAGGAGGCACCAGCAAGGCUCAGACUGAAUAUGACUAUAUAGACGGAGAGGGUGACUGGAGUAACUGGUCUCCAUGCAGUGUAACCUGUAAGAACGGGAACCAGAAGAGGACCAGGUCAUGUGGUUACGCCUGCACUGCCACUGAGUCACGCACCUGUGACAUGCCAUCCUGCCCAGGUAUUGAAGAUGCGUUCAAGACAGCCGCCACUGAGGUCAGUCUGCUGGCUGGAACCGAUGAGUUCAACGCUACAGAGCUCUUUGGUGUCGACACGGACAGCUGUGAACGCUGGAUGAACUGUAAGUCUGAGUUCCUGAAGAAAUACAUGACCAAGGUCUCCAACGACCUCCCCAGCUGCCCCUGCUCCUACCCCACCGAGGUGGCCUACAGCACGGCCGACGUCCCCGACCCCGCCACACGCCGGGACUUCCGCUGGAAAGACGCCAGCGGCCCCAAGGAGAAACUAGAGAUCUACAAACCCACGGCCCGGUGCUGCAUCCGCUCCAUGUUAACUCUAGAGUCCACUACUCUGGCCGCACAGCACUGCUGCUACAAUGACAACAUGAAGCUCAUCACCCGGGGUAAAGGAGCCGGAACACCCAACCUCAUCAGCAAUGAGUUCUCUGCUGACCUCCACUACAAGGUCGACGUCCUGCCCUGGAUCAUCUGUAAGGGGGACUGGAGUCGUUAUAACCAGGUCAGGCCUCCUAACAACGGGCAGAAGUGUCCAGACAACCCCCUGGAUGAGGAUUACCACAAACAGGUGGAGGACGCUCGAGAGUUUUAGAACUGGAGAGAUGAACAUGAGAGAGAGAGAAAAAAAACGAAAACGAUCUGAGAAAUGUUUAUGAAUCUGGUACUUCAAUUGGUGCUUCAAACCAUCCAUGAGUGUUUUUAGACUUUGGAACUAGGUGCCAUAUGAACAGGACUGUCUGUUGAUCAGCCAACGUGAUGAAGAUGAGGAACUGUUCUCGUCUUCAUGAUAAUCACAGUCUAUAAGUCAUGUCAGGUCUUUAUUUCUAUGACAUAUCAAAUCAAAUUAUAUUCAAAGUCAAACUGUAUGAUGGAUUUUUGACAAAUAUUUUUUCUGAUAAUAAUUCUAUAAAAGUUUGGUUUAAAAGGGAUAGCUUGGUGUAGCUUCAUAAAAAGGGAAAAUUACUUUUCAUGUUUUAGAUUUGUAUUGUAAGUUUUUAGUUUGUUUCUGAUUGGCCAAAAGGAGAGCACAGGGAUUCUUAAUUGGCUGAAUGAUCAGAUCCAAAUCUCCAUGUUUUGAGUCACACCCUCCUAACCUAUCAGAAUAGAGAGAGAGAGAUCCCUGACCUAUCAGAAGAAAGCGAGAGAGAGAGAGAGACAUCCCUGACCUAUCAGAAGAGAGAGAGCGAGACAUCCCUGACCUAUCAGAAGAGAGAGAGCGAGACAUCCCUGACCUAUCAGAAGAGAGAGAGAGACAUCCCUGACCUAUCAGAAGAGAGAGAGACAAAGAUCCCUGACCUAUCAGAAGCGAGAGACAGUAGAGAGAGAUCCCUGACCUAUCAGAAGAGAGACAGAGAGAGACAUCCCUGACCUAUCAGAAGAGGGAGAGAGACAGAGAAGAUCCCUGACCUAUCAGAAUCAGAAAGUGUCUUUGUGCUGUGGAUAUCACAGUUGUAACUGAGUGUAAAGGAGUCUUGUAACAUCCAGAAUCUACAGAGCGAUGGGUUAGCAUUCUGCUCAUUGGUAGCUGUAAUAUUCAGGUUAGCAUUCUGCUCAUUGGUAGCUGUAAUAUUCAGGUUAGCAUUCUGCUCAUUGGUAGCUGUAAUAUUCAGGUUAGCAUUCUGCUCAUUGGUAGCUGUAAUAUUCAGGUUAGCAUUCUGCUCAUUUGUAGCUGUAAUAUUCAGGUUAGCAUUCUGCUCAUUGGUAGCUGUAAUAUUCAGGUUAGCAUUCUGCUCAUUGGUAGCUGUAAUAUUCAGGUUAGCAUUCUGCUCAUUGGUAGCUGUAAUAUUCAGGUUAGCAUGCCGUUUUUCUUCUUCUUUACCCAAUCUCCCCUCUUCCGUAUCGAUUCCUCCCUCCAGAUCAUUAUCUCCGGUAUAAAAAGCCUGCGUUAUUUUUGUAGAGUAUUUAUUAAGCUGUAGAUUUAUGUCCCAAAAUGUUGGGUGUCCAUGAUCGUUGUCGUUGAUUGGUUUCUGACUAGAUGCUAACUUGAGAUGGGACCCGCACUCAAACGAAAUCAUCACGAUUGGCUUAAAUCGUUCAUUGAUUGAUAUUGAUCAGAGAUUUUUCAGCCAAAAACUUGGAUUGAGCCGCUCAUCUCAAGUUAGGAUUCGGCCCAAAAGGAAAACAAGAAUAGGAAAUGUGUGAAUACAGCUGUACGGGAAAAAAGAUUGUGAUAUAAAUGUUUAAAUAAAAAAUGUUUAAAUAAAAAACAUGAAGUAAAAUGUAA